Messenger RNA from Pelobates cultripes (western spadefoot toad), 19361 nucleotides. NCBI's taxonomy places the organism in Eukaryota, Metazoa, Chordata, Amphibia, Anura, Pelobatidae. The record is from the annotation of a GenBank genome assembly.
CCUCGCACAUUGCAACAUUGUAUAAGUAGCCGCCCACCCAUGACGUCACGCCUAGCCCCGCCCUCACUCUCGGAGCCCUGCGCUCUGCAUUCUGGGCCAGCCGCCAUGUUUUUCCAGGUUCCGGGGCGGCCGGGGGGCGGGGCUUAGCCACAAGAUUCCAGAGAGACAGCAGCUCGGUGACACCCGGGGGCCGCCGGGACGGUAAAUACGGCCACAGCCACCGGGGACACCCCAAUAACUAACUGCCCCCCAGAGAGAGAGUUACCCCAAUAACUAACUGCCCCCCAGAGAGAGAGUUACCUCAAUAACUAACUGCCCCCCAGAGAGAGAGAGAGAGAGUUACCCCAAUAACUAACUGCCCCCCAGAGAGAGAGAGAGAGAGUUACCGUUACCCCAAUAACUAACUGCCCCCCAGAGAGAGUUACCCCAAUAACCAACUGCCCCCCAGAGAGAGAGUGUUACCCCAAUAACCAACUGCCCCCCAGAGAGAGAGUUACCCCAGCAGCUAACUUCUACACAGAGAGCACCGCCAGCAACCAACUGCCCCCAUUGUUAGGUAAGCUGGGGCUGCUGGCUGAGCUCUUGGGGUUCCUGACUGGAUUUGGGGUGUCAUUGCUCCAGCCAUGGAUGGCCCUGAGGCAGCUGAAGGGGACAAUGUCCUGAACCUGUGCCGCCUAGGGCUGGAGAACUUAAGUCAGGAGCUGGAGAACCUGAGCAUGGAGCAGGUGGCAGAGGACAGGAGAAAGGAGGUCCACCAGCUGCUCCUCUCACACAACCGGAUGAUGGUCCUACCCCCACAGGUGGCCACCUUCUCCAACCUCCUGCUCCUGGACAUCAGCAACAACAACCUGGCUUACCUGGGGGAGCACAUAUUGGGCCUCACCAAACUCCGAACACUGCUGGCCAAAAACAACCGCCUGGAUGAGUUCUCCCUCCCCAAGGAGAUGGGCAGCAUGAAACUGGAGGUGCUCAACCUGAGCGGGAACCAUUUUGAGGAGAUACCCAGCCAGAUCAUGCAGCUCCAGACCCUCAAAACUCUCUCUUUAGGGGGGAAUCGGCUGAAGGGCAUCCCAGAGGAGAUAGACAACCUGAUCAGGUAGAGUCCUGGCUUACCUUUUUACACCUGAUAUCCUCCAUGCUGGGACAGGGUACCCUUUCUAUAAGUUAGUCAGAGUUAGGCUGUAGUUCUAGCUUAUUACAUGUAAAUCUAGGUUGUCUCGUGGAACUGUGCUCUUGCAGCUCUUGCUGUGGACUCUUAAAGUCUGAAAAUGUUCAUGAAUGGUGACUGGGACUAAAAUAGUUCUUUACCAUCUGUCACUCCAGUGAUUGCUAAUCUUGGCAUGUUUCUCAACUGUUUCCUAUGACCUUCAGCCAGCCAUCACUGCUUUAGGUAGUACGCACUUUGUUCCUGUUUGUCAGAAUUGUUGUCCAUUGUGCAGUUCUAUAGAAUAUUUUGGAGAUUUAUAAAUAAGUUGCCGUUUUGUUUUCUUACCAACAACCUUUACCAAAGUACACGUUUUCCAACCGUUUCCGGACUCUUUAUCUACUAAGUGCCACAAAUAAGAUUCUGAAGUCUGGACCUCUAGCGGGGCUCCAUAAACUGGCGUACUUUUGUUCACUAAUUAAUAAACUGAAAUUGCUAACUUUACGGCAAAAUAAAUGAACAGUGAAAUCUGCUGAGUUGGAGAAUUUUUCCAAUUUGGCUAUAUAAUGGUUUAAAAUGUGCUGUGUGUUUGUUUGUUUUUUUGUUGUUGUUUUUUUUGUUGUUUUUUUUUUUUUAAUUCUGAAUAAUUGUAUAUCUAUUUCUGCUCUUUCCCUGAAAAUAAGACCGGGUCUUAUAUUACAUUUUCCCCUGAAAAACAUACUAGGGCUUAUUUUCAGGGGAUGUGUUAUAUCUGGGAAAAACACUGGCAAGCAUGUGAUAGAAAGCAGGUCUACAUUCUGGGGAAUUCGACCAAGUUACUCGUGAAUGGAAUCUCGCAAAUCUAUGUUCAUGGAAACUUCCCUGAACAUAGAUUAAUUCACUCACAAAUGGAAUCCAGCGAAUGUAUGUUCAGGAAAAAUUCCCCGAACAUAGAUUAGCAAACUAGCGACUAGGGCUUAUAUUACAAGUAUACCCCGAAAAGAAGCAAGGGUUUAUUUUUUGGGGGGGAAACCAGGUAUUGUGCUGGCAGUGUUUCUAGUGAAUUUAUAUAAAUUGGGGAGGGGGACUAUUUAAAAUUGGGUCAAAAACAUACAUUUCCAUAAAACUCAGAAAGUACCCCAAACUCCAUGGGAACCACACAAAAGUCAUAUCCCCUGAUAGCCCCAAUCUGGGGGACCAACAUAUUGAAAAAUCAACUAGAUCGGAUAAGGGGUUCACGUGUUACAUGGAGGUCUUAAUUUGACCGACCGCACACGAUGCUCCUGCCCAGAAAUAAUUCCAUGAAAUUGGGCUGUGCGGUCGGUCUGUUUAGCAAAGUACAAAAUAACAACGAAUAAAUGCACGAACGGUUCCCCUAGUUCGUAGGAACAAAUCUACCGAAUAGCGCUCUCCUGGCUGUUUGGUGAAAGGAAGCAGGCAUUCGGGAAGUCGAGUGUCCGAUUUUUGGUUCCGGACACUCAAUGACGAAGUACUGCUGCCUCCUUUCGCACGAACAAGAAGGCCACCAUUUUCUCUACUAUACCAACGGCGGCCACACAGAGCACACUUAAUUGGCGGUUUUCUUUGAAGUGAAUGAUCCAGGGGGGUGGUUGGUGUUCGGGAGUUGUAUCUACCGAACAGGGAAAAAGAAAAGUACCGAAAUAACUGGGGUACUUUCUUUACAGUAACGUUUAUAAAACAUAAAUGACAUUUAUUAAUUAGGGAUUAGGCAAAUCCGUUAUAUCUCCAAAUGUUGAUAUCUUACUACCCUAAAACAAGCCAAGGCAAGUCUUUGUGUGGUUUUCAUAAAAUGGGAAUUUACAAAGUGUAUGCCAGGAUAACAAGUUUGACAGAGGAUGAUGAUUAUGAUUGUUUUUUUUGUUUGUUUGUUUUUUAAUUUAGCAAAAUGCUACAUAAUUUGAUGUUAAUGGGGUAUUCAAUAAACUGUGGAGUGUAAAGUGCAGGCUAAAAUAUCUCCGUUUUAAAAUGUUUUUCAGUGUUGCAGUUUUUGAUCUAAACUUUUCAAUUCAUUUUUUAACUUCUAAUAUUCCACAAACCUCUGGAAUACCUGUUUAGUGACUGAAUCCUAUCACUGGGUUUUAAACGUGUGAUGUUUGUGAAUAUGUAAGAGAAUGAGAGAUUUAUAGUAGAAAACUCACAGAUUCAACAGGGCAGGCAUAUCAAAGAAGAUUAUGGAUUAACCUGUGGUCUUUCUACUAUCGCUACUAUUUUGCUACCUUGCUGUGCGGUGACCCGGUAGUGUAGUGGAGAGUAGCUUUAACUUAAAGGAGCACUAUAGGGUCAGGAACACAAACAUGUUUUGCUGACCCUAUAGUGUUAACAUGACCAUCUAGCCCCCCUGGGCCCCUUAUGCCUCCAUAAAUAUAGUAAAAAUCUUACCGUAUUCAAGCCAGAAGCUGUAAAUCUGCAUGCUGUUAGACUCAGGAAAAACAAGCAGUCUGCUGACAUCAUCAUAAGUGGUAGCCUGAUCCAAUCACAGUGCUUCCCCAUAGGAUUGGCUGAGACUGACAAAGAGGCAGAACAGGGGCAGGCCCAGCAUGAUUCAAACACAGCCCUGGCCAAUCAGCAUCUCCUCAUAGAGAUUAAUUGAAUCAAUGAAUCUCUAUGAGGAAAGUUCAGUGUUUGCAAGCAGAGGGUGGAGACACAGUGCUGCCCUGUGCUCUGCUGACAGCAGAUCUGAGUGGAUUGAGGAGUUUUAUGCCUCAACCAACUCGGAAGUCCCUCUGGUGGCAUUCUGAGUGACUGCAACUGGAGGUGUUCCUAGCUUUCAAUGUUAACACUGUAUUUUCUCAGAAAAUAGUGUUUACAUGAGAGAGGCUGCAGGGAGCUGUAGUUCUCACCUGAACAAUCUCAUUAAGCUGAAGUUGUUCAGGUGACUAUAGUGUCCCUUUAACUGAACCUGGCCCUUGUGGGCUCUGCCAUCUUCCUCUGCAAGGUCAUAUUCCGUUACUGGAGCUUUGUCUGCCUGGAGCGGAUGUCAGUGCUGUGCGUGAGAGUCCAACACUGAUGUCAUUGGGGGGGAUCCUGUGGCCUCCAUAAAAAGAGCAUUUUAACUAGUGAUGGUUAAAGGCUUGAUAAAAGGUAACUCUGCCUCUCGUAAAGUGUAGGAAAAAUACAUAAGACUAAGUAGUUCUUAUUUUGUCUUGUAUCUUUUGAAUGAGUUGUAAUUUCAAUGAAAUUUAAGGGAUAUUAAAAUUGGCUUUUACAGUUCUUUCAAUGUUCCAAUUGUUAAAAUAUCUGCUGACUUAUAGCUUUUUGUUUUUAGUGGCGAACAUUUUCUUAGUGGGCAUCUCUCCUGUGUCUGCAGCUGUUAUGACUGUUCUAGAGGUGCGGCGUGAUGUGUAGUGCAGUAUUAGGGCUGUAGUGGGGCCCACACUUUGCUGUGAUCUAUAGAAUGCUGUAAGAAAAGGAUGGGCUGCAGUAAUUGGAUUAAAGAGGGGGGCAGUGUUCGGAGCCUCUUUGCAUUCCGUGGCUGCUCUCCCAGCUCCUCUGGUUUCAUGCUGUGUUGGAUACAGAUCUUUCCAGGAUCAUUAAGGCUCUCACACUAGGUAUGGAAACAAGUUCCUGCUGCCCCUAAAAUAAUUAGAUUAAGCCAAUUCAAGAAUUUGUGCUGUGCUCAUUUUAUUUUCUAUAGAAGCAGAGCUAGGUAUGAUGUGUGUAUGGAAACGCCCAAUUACUGUGAUCGAAACAAACCAAUCUAUUAUGGGAGAACCUGUGACUGUUUUGAAUGGGGAGACAACAUAGACGUGAAAGAAUCUGUAAAAGAUAUUUAUUGGUAAAGGAAAAGGUAAUAAUGUGACGGGCAGCUGUAGUUGGAAACAUAGACGCUUAGAUUUGUGGAAUGAGUAUUGAGGGAGCUGGUCAGAGAUCAUUUACUAUGGACUCCCCAAGGAUGGUGGAGAUUCAUUGGAUGUCAGAGAAACGCGCUGCCCUUCCUAUUGUGUUUUUAUACCCCAUCACUUCUAGAUAGUAAGCUUUUCCGAGCAGGGUACUCAUCAAACUAUUGUUCCUCUGAGAUUUUGUAAUUGUCUCACUUAUUGUUAAAUUUCCCCUUUUUAUAAUCUGGUAAAGCAAUGCGGUAUAUGUUGGCACUAUAUAAAUGGUAAUAAACAAAGCUGUGGGAGUGAUUAGGUUAAAAGAACACUAAAGCAUUAGGAAUACAAACCUGUAUUGAUAACACUAUAGUGGUCUACCCCCCCCCCACUCCAGACUUACUCCAUGCAUCUGCUCACAGGCAGCCCUCAUCCUGUUCAACCAAACCAGUGCUUCUCAUCCAGAAUUAUUGGGGUCAAGAAGCACAUCCAAUCAUUCUUUUCAAAGGAAACCAUUGAAUCCAAUGCUUCCAUAUGAUAAGCAUUAGAGGAGGUUCAAAGUGUUCAUGCAAUGUGUGAGGAUGUCAUAUGUCACAUAAGUCUCACUCUCUAAUAGCCAUUGAAGUACCCGUGGCUGUCAGACCUCCACCAGGGUGUGUUUAGCCCUGCGAUAGAUACAUUACUGUAUCUACAAAACGGCAGUGUUUUACAUGGCAGAACUAAAAGUACAGUGCCUUGUUCAGAUCUAGUUCUAGUGGUACUGUAAUGUUCUGUGUGUCCAUCCAUCUUACAGUAAGAGGAGUGAUUGAGGAAGAUGAUGGGUGGGCCAGUAAGAGUUUGUUGUUUGUGUAGACGUUAGUCAUUUAGCCAAAUGCAUCACAAUCGUCCAGACAGGAGUUGUGUUUGAGUCAGGGCCGGCCCUGGCUCCAGGCGGCACUUUUACAUGGGCGGCAUUUUGCCGUCCCGGACCCUACGUACUCCUAGAUAUGGACUCUCGGGUGGGCUGCUGGUAGUCCAGUGUGUGGUUCCGGCCUGCACUCUGACGUCAUCGCAGCUCACCGGACCACAGGGAGUCCACCAGCAGCCCACCGGGCCACCAGGGACCCACUGAACCGCAGGGGGAGGGGGGGGGGGGCAAAUAAAUAUAGAGAGAUGGUGAGUGACUAAGUGGAGAAAAUGCCAGUAUGUGGGGAGACUGUGUUUGUCUCCCCACACUGACUAAAAAUGCACCCUAACCUACCUAAACUUGUCACCCUAACCCUGUCACACAAACCACCCUAACCCUGUCACAGUAACCCACUCAACCCUGUUACCAUAACCCCCUCUAGCCCUUUACAAUAACCCACCUAAACCUGUCACCCUAACCCUGUCACUCUACGCAUCACUCUAACCCUGUCACACUAAUCCCCCCUUGCCUUGUCACGCUAACCCCCCAACCCUGUUGCCAUAACCCCCUCUAAUGCUGUCACACUAACCCUGUCACCCAUACGUCACCCUAACCCUGUCACACUAACCGCCCUGUCACACUAACCCCCCCUCUAGUCCUGUCACACUAACCCCCAUAACACUGUCACCCUUACCCUCACCCUAACCCCCCUUCUUACCCUGUCACACCAACACCCUCCCACAUUCACUUACCACCUCUUACGCUGUCACACUUACCCAUUAUAAAACAAUGGUAAAUACAAAAGGUAAAAAAGUAUACAAAUGCUACAGUCACCUAGUGUAGGUCACCCAAACCACACAAUAAUAGUGAAUAAAAAUGUAUAUAAAAACUGGUGAGAGCACACUAAAAGUGUGUAUAUAAAAUACAAGACAAUAUUACCAUCAAUAAGUAGAUACCUAAAAAGAUGAUAAAUGGUAGAACAUAGUGAACUCUGUAUGUACAAUAAAAGAUGGUGUAAGUGCAAAUCGGUCUCGCUCACAAUUUGCUGAGCCAACUAGAGUGAACUCAAACUAAAAGCGCCUUAGGAAUAAAUAUAGUUGAGAUCAGGAAUUGGCAGCAAUAACUGGAUGCUCCGCAGGUUGCUGGAUAUAGAUUCUCCCUUUGGGUUCCCACAGAGUUGAAACCACGAUGAUAGGAAGUGACCAGGAACAAAUUUAUUAUAAAAUAUAAAGAGAUCUCAGAUAUACAAACACAUAACUGCACUGACGCGUUUCGACAAAUCGUCUUUACCAAAGUGCUCUGUGAGCACAUAGAUCAUAAUAAUUAUGUUUCAUAUACGAGUAUUUGGUGUGAAAUGAAAGCCCUGUUUCUCCUGAACAAAAUGAUAUAUAAUAAGUGUGGGUGAACUUAAUAUGAAAGAGGUGAAUUAUGGUUGGACAGACAUAUAGCGCAAAUUCCAGAUUUUGUUUACAUUUUGUUUUGAUCAGAAUGUGUACAAUUGGCUCUGUCCUUAAGGGGUUAAUCAUUUCUUAUUUUUUUUAAAUGUAAUGGGAGGAAGAAACCGUGCUGGAAACACAUAAUAUUUUGGCACAUUUGUUUCUAUUUCCUCUCACCUGCAAUGUUUGCCAUGGCUUUGCCUUGUGUUAUUGGAUAUAUACUGUUUAUACUGGUUUAUGGUUAAACAAUUAACAAAUGUUUUAGAUUUCAGAAAUUGUUAGUGGGCUUUUCUCCCAUUUGAUUCCAUUCAGUUUGUGCGAUUCUGUUUUCACAGUCAUUAUGACAAUGCACUCUUACACAACAUCUGCUGUGCUCCCCCGUGACCUCCUCCCCCAGCUCUCUCUCCCCAUGUCGCCCCCAACCAGCUGAUUGUCCGCUUUCCAUCCAUAUUCUGUGGAUUCUGUGCAGUGAUUGAGAGGUUACGUGAUGUUGUCUGCGCCUCCCAUAUCCUGUGUUGGUGAUCAGCAGAUUUGUAAAGUGUGUAUAAAGUUCAUGGCAGCAGUAGAGCUGAUAGCAGCGUGGAUGGGACUGUGUGUGAUCCCUGGCACCUGUCACUGACUGUCUGAUUCCUAGAAACUUCUCUCCCAGGAAGUGUGUAGAGUGUUCGCAGACUCUGUGCUUGGUGACUGUUAUUAUCUGUGCUAUAUACAGGUUACUGUAUAUUAUAUUCCAAUCAUUAUACAGCACCGUGUGUAUUCUGUCACUAGUUUGGGGUACAACAAAUAAUCCUUUACCCGCCUAAGCAACUAAGCCACGUUAUCUGUUAAGGAGAAUUGGGGAGGGAGGUGACAGAUGAGUUCACUGUUUAGAUCUGUAAAUUGGCGAAAUUCAUGGAGCAACAUUUCCUGUAUUGGAUGCGGGGAUGGGAAUACAGGGAAUGGCAUUGCCUGUUUGGGGUACAGCAGUGGUUUAUAGGAAGCAGCGUUGCUUUAAGGGGCGCGGGAGUGGUAUACAGAAAAGGGCGUUUCCUUAUGGGGUUCAGGAGUGGUCUACAGAAAAGGGCGUUACCUGUAUGGGGUACAAGAGUGGAAUGCAGAAAAGGGCGUUACCUGUAUGGGGUACAAGAGUGGAAUGCAGAAAAGGGUGUUACCUGUAUGGGGUACAAGAGUGGAAUGCAGAAAAGGGCGUUACCUGUAGGGGGUACAGGAGUGGUAUGCAGAAAAGGGUGUUACCUGUAUGGGGUACAAGAGUGGAAUGCAGAAAAGGGCGUUACCUGUAGGGGGUACAGGAGUGGUAUGCAGAAAAGGGCGUUACCUGUAGGGGGUACAGGAGUGGUAUGCAGAAAAGGGCGUUACCUGUAGGGGGUACAGGAGUGGAAUGCAGAAAAGGGCGUUACCUGUAGGGGGUACAGGAGUGGUAUGCAGAAAAGGGCGUUACCUGUAGGGGGUACAGGAGUGGUAUGCAGAAAAGGGCGUUACCUGUAGGGGGUACAGGAGUGGUAUGUUACCUGUAGGGGGUACGGGAGUGGUAUGCAGAAAGUGGUGUUACCUUACAGUGUGCGGGAGGGGGGAUAUAGGGAGUCAUGUUACUCGGUGGGGGUGGAUAAAGGGAACUGUGUUAUCUGUAUGGGGCAUGAGGGGUAAAAGGAGCAGUGUUAUCUGUACUGGGCACAUAGGAGGGGAAUACUGAGACACAGCCCCAGACAGAUACAUGAAAGAUGUUAGGAAGUGGAGUUUGCUAGCUGACCUGCCCAGACAUCGUUUCCAUUAGCUCUUAAACUUACGUUUUAAUCGUAACGAUAUCUGCCGUCCUGAAACUAAUCCAGAUUCCUCCGUCACCUAGCCAGAUUCUGCAAGGCAAGCAGCAUUGCUAGAUUCCUUUUAAUGACUCAAAAACCACCCCAAUGGAAGCACAGACCUGGCGCCUACUAAAUGCUGACACUUCAGUGCCUAGAGGCGCUCCACUAUUGUACAGACUUCCUCACCAGCAAAGAAAAUAGCCAUUAAUAGUGUCUAUCGUCUCCUACUCACCUCAGGACCACUAUGGUGCGAGACGUAAACCUCAGAUGCAUCACCCUACCAGACAAAAUACAAAUUAUGUCCACAUUAAAAGGUAAAUAAUCUUUAACCUUUUGAGAUUUCAUUACCUUCUAUCAGGAUCUUACAAGGACCACCCUUCUUCUACAAAACCUUUUGGUCUAGUCGCGGCCCAACUGAGCUCUGCAGGAAUAUCCCACCGAUGGUGUGCAAAUAAUGAUGUUGAAGUUAGCUUCUUAUUCGCAGGCUGAAGUUAGCUUUUUAUUCAUCUAACUUUUUUAUUCAUUCAAAAUGUAUGUAAAUAUUAUGAACUGUGCAAAAUAAAUAUUACUUGAUUUAAUAUAGUAUUUAUAUGCAAGCCAUAUUUCUACACAUUUCUGAUAUAAUAAUGAAAACAAUAAAAAGAAUAAUCAAUGUUAUUAGUUACAUAAAUUAAGUUGGCUUAAUUCCAAUUGGCUCUUGUUUCUGUAAAGUAGUACAUUUUAUCUUCCUCUUCAAAAAUAAAUAACACAUUUGCCACUUAAAUGGGGCAUCAAGAUGCCACCUUCAAAUCAAUGCCAUUCUAACUAAAUCGUGAAUCCAUGUUGGCAUUGAUUUCUAUACACUGCACACUCCUCUUCGUCAUACAAUAAUAUUUAGCCUGAGCCAAAGCACUUUUCAUAUGAAAACCUGGCACCAUCAACUCAGCAUGCAUUUCAAUAGGGAUUUCUGAAUAGGUGAAGGACAUUGGGGUUGCCCCCAUAAUUACUGCAUAGAACAGUGUUUCAAUGCCGUUUCUGUGGUAAUGUGGUAAACCUCCAUGGAAAGAAUGGCACUCUGUAGCUGGUGCGUAAAUUUUGUACGGCACCAGUUAACGGUGUUAAUAGUGGGCAUUGAAUGAUCAAUGCCUGUUAAUAGAACUCUAAAGACAUGUCCUGUGUUAACAUGGGGAUUUGAAUAUAGGGCAUUAUUUUAUACACUGCCAUUACAGAUUAUAAGUUGGCAUCACAUCAUCUCGGUUAUUGGUUACCAUCAAGAGCUGUUAGGUUAUAUGUUCUGGCUUAAUGCCACGUGUAUCACGGUUUCAUGUUCACAGUGUGGAUGGCCACAUUGAUUAGCAAUGCAUCACUGCCACUUCAGAGGAGUUCAGGCGCCAAAAUCUCAGGAUAUUGCUAAUUGGCUUAAUAUAAAGGUCCAGUCAAUUCACAUAACUGCCCUGAAAUGUGUCUACCCAUAAAUGUUUCUCUAAUGUUUAAAACCACUCCAGCACUUAUCUACAACCCUGCAACUUUCUGUGUGCCGUGUCAUUCACACCACACACACCACGAGGGGGGAAUCAGUGCAUAAAUGCUGUGUGGCCAAAAUAAAAUCAAUUUACUCCCAGAACCGUGUGUCGUCCAGAUACUAGGGGAAUAUUUUACUGCUUAUUUCAACUACGAAGACUACCAAGCGAAGAUACCUGUGCUAGGUAUUGGAGCUCUGCUACAGUUUUCAUAUAGGAAAACUUUUGGUUACUUAUUCAGAAAUCCCCAUUAAAAUGCAUUGAGUUGAUGGUGCCACUUUGAUGCCAGUUUUUUUAAUCGAAAUUGUAGUUUGGCUCAGGCUAAAUAUUAUUGUAUGACGAAGAGGGGUGUGAUUUCCUUGUAUAGAAAUCAAUGUCAAUAUGGCAAAGAUGGAUUUAGUUUAAAUGGCAUUGAUUUGAAGGUGGCGUCUUGAUGUGGCCAAUGUGUUAUUUAUUUCUUUUUUUGAAGCGGAAGAUAAAAUGUACUACUUUACAGAAACAAGAGCCAAUUGGAAUUAGAUAAAUUAAUUUAUGUAACUAAUAACAUCUAUUUUUAUUGUUUUCAUUAUUUAUAUCAGAAAUUUGUAGCAAUAUGGCUUGCAUAUGGAUACUAUAUUAAUCAAGUAAUAUUUAUAUUGCACACUUCAUAAUAAUAUUUCCAUACAUUUUGAAUGAAUAAAAAAGGUAGAUGAGAUAAUGGGGCCGAUGUCCUGUAAUGUUCCACAAAAAUGCACUAAUCUAAUGAAACAUACCAACUGCCUGAGAUAUGUUCUACUGCUAUUCAAUGUAAAACCACUGUUGGAGCAGCGGAAACCUGACAGUUCACCCACAAUGCUUCUUUUUGUACCUUUAUUAUGUGCACAAAAAUACAACUCUUUAGUUCCUUAAAGUUAGAUGAUAAUCUAUCUUCUAUCACUGAAUAGGAAGCGAACUUCAGCCUGCGAAUAAGAAGCGAAAUUAAUCAUGUGCAAAUGGCUCUUUGGCGGUGACUCUGGAUGGGAUGUCGCAUUUUCCACCAUCGAUGGGAGAGGCCUUGGCUUUCUUGAGAACUCUGGGUCUGUCUAUCCUGACAACUUCACCCACAGGACCGCCAAUGGGGUCUUUGGACCCCUCUACGAUCACCCGUUUUGUCCGAGGGCUAAGAGUUCAUAACUAGCGGAUACAUCUGCAUAACAUGCAUUCUUAGGUAUUUGUGUCAGUAACUUUUCCGUUUUUGACUCCUGCUGAAUAUGUGAUUUCCAUGCACCUAAAUUUGGUUAGGGAAAGGCAAGUAAGGCUGUGACUUGUAAUAUAGCCUUAAGGAAUGAGCGUAUGGGAUUAUCAAUACUGUCUGCAUGUAAUGUAGAAACUGAGGAACCCAUCGUGGUGGGUUAUAUCCCCUAUGGUUACAGACAGUUCAAUGGUAAAAUAUUAGGUCCUUUACAUCUGAUUACAGGAUGACGUGUUAACAACAGACCAUGAAGAAAAGCUCUAUUGGAUAAAUGUAACAAUUGUAGUAAAAUAUUUGAGGCUGAUCUCAAAUAAAACAAGUAUACUCUUAAACUAUUCAAAAUUGUAAUGUCUUAGACUCGUGUAUAUAUUAACAGAAAAAAGGGAGGGAAUACCUCGCUCAAAAAAAUAAAGAAAGAAAGAAAUUUCAAAAUAACUGCUGACCACAAAUCGUCUAAUACACUGUGAAUCCAUGAAUAUGUUAUAGUGAUAUUGGAAUUGGCCUAGAAUUCAGUAUAUGCUAUGUGUUGACACCCUUGAAAUAAGCCAUAAUUACAUUUAUUUAGUUAAACAAAAAACUGAGCCUUAAACAUUAAAGGACCACUAUAGUGCCAGGAGAAAAUACUCGUUUUCCUGGCACUAUAGUGCCCUGAGGGUGCCCCCACCCUCAGGGUCCCACUCCCGCCGGGCUGAAGGGGGGAGGAAGGGGUUAAUCCCUUACCUUUUUUCCCCCGCCGGGCUCCCUCGGGACUGGGACUCUCCUCCCUCUUCUUCUGUCUUUGGCUGAAGGCGCAUGUGCGGCAAGAGCAGCGCGGCGCAUUCAGCAAGUCUCAUAGGAAAGCAUUCUCAAUGCUUUCCUAUGGAAACUGGCGUUUUCUAACUGUGAAAAUCACAGUGAGAAGCGCUUCUAGCGGCUGUCAAUGAGACAGCCUCUAGAGGCUGGAUUAACCCAUAGGUAAACAUAGCAGUUUCUCUGAAACUGCUAUGUUUACAGCAGGCAGGGUUAAUCCUAGAUGGACCAGGCACCCAGACCACUUCAUUGAGCUGAAGUGGUCUGGGUGCCUAUAAUGGUCCUUUAACUGUAAAGAAAAAAACCUUUCUAAUAUGGACAAUGCGGCUGUCAUUAACAGUCAAAUCGAGAACACCUGGAGUGCACCGCAGUAAAUACAGUCAAUCAAUAUAUGGAUACUGUAUCAACUAAUAUUGCAGUUGUCCUCCGCUGUUGUAACCAAUUGUAGUUUUGGGGUAUUUUAUUUUGUAUUUUUGGGGGGGGGUGCAUAUUUAUUGUAUUUUGAUAGUAUUUUGUGCAUUUUCUAUUGUGUGUAUUUUUAACACUCCUGUGAUGCUGAAAGAUGUUUAAAAACCUAGAAUACUGGCCAUUUCACCUGUGAAUCUAUGACCUGUGUCCGCUUUCACUCCUGGUUUGAAAGCUGUGUGUUACCGCAGUGUGAUUGGCAUGUUUUGGGGAUGGAUUUAUUGUGUGUGUAUGAUAUAGAAUGUUUGUUUAUGGUGAGGGCAUUAAACCUGAUUCUUUUCUCUCAGGUCAAUUUAUUUAUUUACCUUUUUCCCAUUUUUUUUUUUUUCAGCCUGGAGUUCCUAUACCUGGGCGGUAAUUUCAUCACAUCUAUCCCACCAGAACUGGCCAACUUACCAUAUCUCAGUUACCUGGUCCUAUGUGAUAACCGGAUCCAGAGCGUUCCACCGCAGCUCGCACAGUGAGUCCACAAAGCUCAUUCCAUCAUUUGGCUUUUGCAUAGUCUGGGAUAUAGACUGUAUAAUUUAUUGGCCUGACUAUAACUAUAUGUAAAUAUUACAAUAUACAUAUUGGGCCUCUAGUUUAAAGGGACAUUAUUAGCAUCCAGGCCAUGUCAUCUCAGUCCCUGUCCACUUAAGCCUGCAAUCUUUUAGAGAAACUGCUAUGUUUACAUUGAAGGGAUAAGACUGCCUCUAGUGGCUAGAGGCGCUUCCUGCUGUUUCACAGAGCUUACUUCAGUGAAACAACAUUGGGCGUCCUUGCGCUCUGCGUCGUAAUGGUGCGCAACCUUUUGAAAAAUGUUAUAGGAAUGCAUUGAAGGGACACUCCAGGCACCCAGACCACUUCUGCCCACUACCCUUAACCCUGCAGCUGUAAAUAUUGCAGUUUUCAUAAACUGCAAUAAUUACAUUGCAGGGUUAACUCCUCCUCUAGUGGUUGUCUUCCUAGUUUCUAGCACAGGUUUUCUGUGCUAGAGCGUUGCUUGACGUCCUCACGCUGUGUGAGGACCUCCAGCGUCGCUCAAUUCCCCAUAGGAAAGCAUUUUCAAUGCUUUCCUAUGGAGAGGUCUAAUGUGCGCGUGGCAUUGCCGUGCAUGCGCAUUAGGACUCCCCCGCCGGCGGCCGCACGUGCGCGACUGGUCUCCCCGGUGGUUUUGGAGCAUGGGCGGACCAAAACCACAGACGAGGGACAUCGGCGGGGGUCUCAGGUAAGUCACUGAAGGGGUUUUCACCACUUCAGCAACAUGGGAUGGGAGGCUGGAGGGAGAGGGUACCUGCAGUGCCAGGAAAACGGUUUGUUUUCCUGGCACUGGAGUGUCCCUUUAAGGUAAUGCAUUCCUAUGGGGAAGGACUAAUGCACUUGGUGCUUGCCACACAUGCCCAUUCGGUUCCCUUUGUAAUGACGCUUGAUAAGGCAAAGCCAGCACCAAGGGACUUCAGCAAUGGAAACAGGUGUUUUUAAAGGGUCAGUAACCCUUUGCAUGCCAUGAGGGGGAGAAGCAGAGGGACAGUAUAGUAUGAGAAAUACAGCUUUGUAUUCCUAACACUACUGUGUUCUUUAAACAUGCCUCACACAGAAUGAUUAUAUUAUAAUGGGUAAUGUGUCCUGUCAGCACACAUCCAUGUGGGAUCGCUUUGCUUGUAAGCAUUCAAGUUUUUCUAAUGCUGAGUUGGCAAUUUUUAUCUAAACAGCCUCAGGGCAAUAAUGUAUUUCAGAUUUCCUUAUCUGUGUUGCAGGGACAAUAUAUUCUGAUAAAUCAUUACCUGACACGGUUUAAUGUCUAUGAACUUCCUCCACUUAUCGGAAACAGACCCUUGAGCUCAACUAAUCUGAGGAUAACCUCCAGACAGGACCAUAUUCUUUCUGUAGGAACACUGGGGUGUGAUAGCACCUUCUAGAGGCACAAAGUCAUAUUCCUGGACAGGAUUUCUAUUUAUUUUUUAUUAACUGUAUUCUGUAUUUAUUUAGUCGUUCCUAGAAUUUGAUUUCAUUUCACAAUUCCUAUAGGUGGGUAACAGUGUAUCCCAUUAAAGGGUGACUUCCCAAAGUAAUAAAAUUAAGAAAGAAGGUGGUGUGCUUGAACUAUUUAGAUGUGGUAUCUCAAACUGCAGUGGUCAUGGUGCUUGGAGUAACCGUUUAACACCCGGUGAGUGUAGGCGAUUGAUGCAGAAAGGGUACAUUCAACUUUCCAAGUAUGUCUUGGGGUCUCCGACUAUUACUGAAGUAAAAUGCUCGGUGGGCUGAGGAGUGAUGGGAGUUGUAAGAUUGUAUAUCUCCAUUAUUCCUUCCCCCAGGCUAUUUGAUUCCUUUGCUUUUGGUGCAGUAUUCAUUGUAUUUUAGUGUCGGACGUCUGCGGAUAUCUCUCGUGACUGGGUAGGCAGCCCUCUCAGGAUUCCCAUUAAACUGGGUUGGUAGAGGAUGGUAUAUCUAAACUGGACACCAGGAAAGUGAAGAUUUUAAAAGCUACACUCCACCCUCUUAUUGACCUGAAUUGUCACACAGACUGCAUCUAAAACUUGUCUCAAUUUCAUUUCUACUUCCACAAGAAAAGUGUGCUCUUUGAUAGCUUUUUGUUUUACUCUGAUUCUUUUUUUGUUGCAGGGUGUAUUCUCUACGCUCACUCAGCCUCCAUAAUAAUCUCCUGACAUAUUUGCCCCGUGAAAUCCUUAGUUUGGUGCACUUGCAGGAGCUCAGUUUGAGAGGAAACCCACUUGUAGUAAGAUUUGUUCGCGAUCUGACUUACACUCCACCAUCGCUACUGGAACUGGCUGGCCGAACCAUCAAAAGUCGUGGCAUUCCAUAUGGCCCGUGGGAGCUCCCUGAAAACUUACGGAUGUAUCUAGACCUGGCCAGCAAAUGCCCCAACCCCAAGUGUAGUGGUAAGCGUGUACAUUUCUGAACAAUAUAAUUCUAAAUAUUGGGAUAGUGGACUCUCCUGUUGUGUAAAAAUGGCCUGCAUUCAUUAUAAUAUCCUUUUAUUAUUAAUGGCGGGGAACCAAAUUUAUUUUAAAAUGUCUAACAGUAAACUUAAACAUGUUACCAUCAUUCUGGCUCUAGAAUGUUACCGCAGUGCCUUCAUUAUCAUUUAUACAGCGCAAGCUUCUUUUCAUUGAUACAUUUGCUGGUAGUUUCUUUGGUGACAAUAAUAGAAUGUAUUGUAUGUGUGGAAGGAGGCAUUCAGAUGUUUGUUUAUACAUAACCGAUCCACUUUAAGUGUAUGAAAUUUGUGGUUUGAUUUGUUAGUUUUGCAUUGUCUUUCUUUCAGCAGGUGCAGAGUUUAAGUGUAAACUCUAAAUUUGUCUUUUUUUGUUUUUUUUCCCCAGGUGUUUACUUUGAUUCUUGUGUGCGCCAGAUCAAAUUUGUGGAUUUUUGUGGAAAGUAUCGCCUGCCUCUCAUGCACUAUCUAUGCUCCCCAGAGUGCUCCUCACCCUGCUGUUCAGCUUCUCACAGUAGUGAGUCUGACUCCGAAGAUGAGGCCAGUGCAGCUGCGCGCAGAAUGCAGAAAGUACUUCUGGGAUGAUGUGAAGGGUUGACGCUUCCCCUGGUACCAACUGAAUGGAAGAACCUGUCUGGGCAAGCGACAGUGUAAGACCGUUGUCUACUUCUUGUUACUCAGCGUCGGUUAAUCCUUUAUUGUGGGGCCAUGUGCCAAAUCCCAUAUCUGGGUCAGAACAGGGUGAUCCAGCACCAGAUCCCGGUGUGCCAUUUGAACUCUGACACUGUGGGCCCCUCUGUAGCUGCACCAUGUACUCUGCCGGUCUAAAGGACAAGGAAAUGUGUAGCCUCUUCUGGAGUAAACACAAUAAGAUUCAGAGACUGGAGUAUUCGAUUAAUCUCCUCCAUUAACUUUACAAUAACCACCAUGUUUAAAUCAUUGCUGGUUGAGGCUAUUCUCUAUUAACUUAGGGCUCUGGUUCUAUCGUUGUUCUGUCAUUGUUGUCUAUCGUAUGACAUAAACUGACCUUGUGUGGCCUUUCCUCCUCUCUGGACACCGUGGUACUUCUUGCCCAAGUUCAAGUUUAAACCUGUUUAGAAUAAUGCUGUCUCUUAAACAACUGAGUGACACUUGGCAUAUUACACAGAAAAAGAGACACCGACAACAAUAGUGUUAUAUUGAUACAUGUACCAUGUACAUGCUGUGGGUUCUAGAACCCAGUAAAGACUCUGAUGCACACAAUGGGUACCUGGAACAUAGCAAACCUGCUUCAGAAUCCAUCUGUAUUGCAUCCUGUAAGCAGUGUACAGCCAGCACUGAUCGGGGUCCUUUGCCUAGACAUGUGUCAUGGGAACCACUGCAGGAGAGACAGAGCUCGACACUUGUCAGUCUUGUAAAUAGACAGUUUAUUUCCCCAGACCUGUCUGUGGGGUAUUCUGUUUCUUUUUGUAAAUGAUGUAACUAUAAGAAAUAACCUGUUACUACUUCAGUAGUGAUUAUCUAUAGGGCCAAGCCACCACUGCCCCACACUUAUCUUUAUAAGGUGAAGAAAUCCAGGCUGUCAACAUUUUUUGUUUUUGUUUGCAGCUACGUGUCUGGUUUCUGAGAACGAACCCAGGAAUUGCAGCAAUAAUUUGAAGAACAUAAAGCAUUUAAUAAUCAGACUUGUGUGGUGUUUCAUUUUGUUUUUCAUUGUAGUUGGUUAUUUGUUUUAAUUGACCUUGUCUCCUAUAAAUGGCUUUAAUAUGCAAUACACUCUUUUAACAGUGUUAUAUAUAUUUUUAUGUCUUGGAUAAAAUGCAGCAGGUCCAGGAUGGGUUAUAUAUUGUGUGCCAGUGAUAUAAAGCAAUGCAGGGCACGCUCGUUAUGGAUUUACGUGGCUGAUCAGAGACAUUCCAACCAUUUCAUUAUUACAGUAUGUAACAGACUCCAUAAAAUGAAUAUUUGGGUAUGUAUUGGUAAGGAUUGGAACCACCUGAUUUCCACAAAUAAAGACUAAUGGUUCAUAUGUGAUGAUAUCCUGAUCAGACCAAGGCUUCUUGUAAACACUGAGAGUUAGUAAAAAUGAAUGUAUCUAAUGCUCCCAGCUUCUCUGUGGCCCCAAUUACAAAAGCAACUCACUCAUGUACGCUUUUGAUUAGUGCAGGACCUCCACAAGCAUGUGGCCUCCGACAGAGGCUCUGCUUACCCUUCCUUAAAGUUAGGCAUGAAACCGUGUAUUAAAAAAACAAAUUAGAAAACUUGGGCUGAAAUAUCCAAGUUAUGAGCAGGUUGGAGAUAUCCCAAAGCAACUGCUUUAGUCUGGCUAUUGCCAUUAGCUUUUGUAAUCCACUGCUAAGUGAAUAUGCUUUAACGUGUUAUAUAGUAUACAGUGUACAGUUUACCCUCUUAAACCCAUACACUUUCCAACUGAAAAAAGCAUCACUCUCUGCACUAUGCAAGGCUGUGUACUGAUAAACUUGGCAAUUAUGGUGAACCAACUGACUGCUAAAUUAGCUGAUUUAUAAAGAGAAAGAUUGGCUAUCCUAACCUGAAUUUUGAAAUUUAGUUUAUUUCACCGAAUAGCAUUGCAAAUUUUAUGAGCACAGGAAACAAAUCUAGUACCAAAAUGUGACAUAAUGCUGCAUGGAACAAAGAGAAAAUCCUUGUAACAUAUAAGACCACACAGACCAAGCGUACAAACCGCCAUUCAUUCAUCGUGUUUUCUGGAUAAUGGGAGGGGAGCUUCUCAGCCCAACAACAUGUCUAUUUACUAGGAGAGAUCCUCAAUGUAUUACUGUUAUUCUGGUUUCGUAACUUGCAGGUCCCUAAUCUAUUACAACCGGCACACUCACCCUAAUAGUGCAAGUGCAAAAAAUAAGGGAAUUAAAUGAAAUACUAUUUACCCUAUUUAUCAAAAAUCUAUAGUAGAUACAACAAGGAUUCCUCAGGUCCUCAAAACGUCAAAUAAACUAACAGUAUAUCAACAAAGAGAAAUGAAACACAAUUGGGCAGUGCAGUUGGUCCAACAUAAAUAAAUUUGAUUCAAGGAUAAACUCUCAAUCUUUGGUGAAUUAGAAAGCCCAUCACAUGAGACAUAAACUCCAGAUAUGGAACAUCUUCUUCGGUACUCAGAGGUACAUGUAAAAGAAGUAAUAAAAAUACAUAGUGCAACACCUUUCAAGAGUCUGGCUGCUUUAUUGUGAUACACUUACAAGAUUAAAAUGUAAAUCAAUCACAAAUCUGAAGAACUCACUCGAAAUGCUAACAUGCAAGUACUCCGAUCAUAAAAUUUUGCUUUUUCAAGUAUAUGUUAAGGCAAAAUGUAUCUGUAUAAAAUAAAUAAAAAAUUAGUUGUGAACUUAAAACAAAGCUCAACGCGUAUUGUCUUAGUACCAAGACUUCCU